AUGUUGAUUUCAACCCGUUUAGACUAUCAAGCACCUGAAUUUUCAAUUUUUUCGUUCAGAAAACCAAUUGAGCAAGACCUAAGAGUCAAAUACAAAACGGAGAUAUGCAAAAAUUGGCUUAAUAGCCAAUGCCAUUUCGGUGAUAAUUGCAUGUUCGCCCAUGGAAAAGAAGAGCUGAGAAAGAAAUUCAUCCAAAUGCCUCAGCAAUGCAAAAGCUUUUCAGAGACAGGUUUUUGCGUAUAUGGAGAUAGGUGCCAAUUUAAGCAUGUGCCUGCUUUAAAGCAGAGGCUGCCUAUUUUUAUUGCUAUUUGUAAAAAAGGAAAGUUGGAAGAAAAGCUAGCUCCUAACUCCCCCCUCUGUGAGCGAACAAAACCAUUAUAAAAAUCCCUAUUUUCUGACGAAAAAACCCACCCAUGAGUAGACAAAAAUUUUUUUGAUAUACAAAUAUUUAUAAAUAAAAUGGCAUUCGGUUCGAGAGAAAUUAGCUCUGCUAAUUUUCUCUCCCUCAUGGAAUUUUAUUUAUGGGGUUGGGUUUUCUCUCGAGAACUUCUGCACAGCAAUAGCUGUUUAACUUUGGGGAUAACCAAAGGAGCAGCUCCUCAGUGCGUUCGAGAUUUCGGAGUUUAACCCCUCAUCACAUCCGCACGGAGGAUGAUCCUUAGGCGGAACACGCACAGGAGCUGAGUCGAGACAGAGCGACGGCAACGCGCCGGGUGAGAUGUGCGGCGGCUGGAGGCGAAGCGUCGAUAGAAGGCUUGGCCGGUUGGGCUGACCACCGCGAUUCCAAGAUGGCUCCGUGACGUCACCAGUUUAGCUAAAAGGUCCAUUUUUUGGGUCUGCGGCACUAGACACCUUAAAUACCGAAUAAUUAAGUUUAAGUUUAAGAUAUACAAAUAUUUAAUGAAAAAAAAAUUGAUAUAUAAGUGAUUAUUAGUAUAAUGAGAUCUAACAAUUUGCGUUUUAAAACAUAAAUUUUAAAAAUUAUAUAUUAAUAUUUGCUUUCCAAUUUUUGCGAAGUGGGGAUUUUUUUAAAUUUCGAAAAAAAAAUUAACCCUGAGCGAACAAGUUUUUUUGUUCGCUCACGGAGGAGGGGGAGUAAGUAA
This is a messenger RNA of Blepharisma stoltei, 1103 nucleotides long. The record is from the annotation of a GenBank genome assembly. NCBI's taxonomy places the organism in Eukaryota, Ciliophora, Heterotrichea, Heterotrichida, Blepharismidae.